Ooceraea biroi (clonal raider ant) is the source of this 11103-nucleotide messenger RNA. It is a transcript of the gene Nckx30C, whose product is annotated as solute carrier family 24 member Nckx30C. The record is from RefSeq and is a predicted model, not a curated record. Gene Ontology annotation, cellular component: plasma membrane. Gene Ontology annotation, molecular function: calcium channel activity; calcium, potassium:sodium antiporter activity. Gene Ontology annotation, biological process: calcium ion transmembrane transport; intracellular calcium ion homeostasis. NCBI's taxonomy places the organism in Eukaryota, Metazoa, Arthropoda, Insecta, Hymenoptera, Formicidae.
CAAAACACCCACCGCCGACAACGACGAUGAUCGUGACGGGCGGUGAUCGGCGUACGUGUUGGAGGCGGAGGCGCCGAUUGGUGGCUUUGCUCUCCGCAGUUUUGGCCCUCGUGAUGGGCCCCUCGUUGUCCUGGGGCCACAGACCGGCGCCGAGCAAUCCGAUCAUACUUACCACCACAAGCAGCACAGCCAUGCCCAUCUUGGUGCGGCUGAGGAACGGUACCAGCGUGCAGGUGUACGAUAACAACAACAAUGGUUAUAACGUUGCGGGGCUCGAUGGGCGUAAUAGGACUAACGAUAACGAUACGGAUCUGAAGAGGCCGCUCUUCCCCGAUGAUCUGUUCACCAACGAUCAACGGCGCCGUGGUGCCGUGAUACUUCACAUACUCGGCGUGGUGUACAUGUUUGUCGCACUGGCAAUCGUCUGCGACGAGUUCUUCGUACCGUCGUUGGACGUGAUCAUCGAGAAAUUCGAGAUCGCCGACGACGUGGCCGGUGCCACCUUCAUGGCCGCCGGUGGAUCGGCACCCGAACUCUUCACAUCUAUCAUAGGCGUAUUCGUGUCGUUCGAUGAUGUCGGUAUCGGCACUAUCGUCGGCUCCGCUGUCUUCAACAUCCUCUUCGUAAUCGGCAUGUGCGCUAUAUUCUCGCGUUCGGUGCUGUCGCUCACAUGGUGGCCUCUAUUCCGUGACUGCACCUUCUAUAGCGCCAGUCUGCUCACCCUGAUUUACUUCUUCCGCGACAGUUACAUACACUGGUACGAGGCGCUCGUGCUCUUUGGAUUCUACCUGGCUUAUGUGAGCUUCAUGAAGUGGAACCAGCCGAUGGAGAAGCUCGUCAAAAGGGUGCUCUACAGGAACAAGGUGACCCGGGUCAGGUCUACCGAUCAGCUGAUGCCCUCGCACCAGAGCGCCGCCCAGGCAUUGCAGCAUCCGAACGCGACCAACAGUAGCGAGACGAGCGUGGGUGGCGUGUCGGGUGCGUGCGGAAGCAGCGGCAUACCGGCGCCCGGGGAGGCCGGAUGCAGCAGCAGGGGUGGCAGCAGCAGCGGUGCCGGCGGCGGUGGUGGCGGCGGAGUUGCUGGACAGGGCUGCGAACGGGUCCACGGGGGUCCAUCUCACCACCAGAGCCACGCGAAGUUCCGGCAUGGCCUGCUGCAGCUUAUGAUCCACACGAUCGAUCCGCUCCACGACGGUCAGUCCCGCGCCGGCAAGGUGGACGAGAAAGCGACGCAGCUGCACGCGAUCGCGUCGCUGAAGGUGUUGCUGGAUGCCACCAGGCCACACAACGGCGCCGCGACGUCGACCGCCGCCCAUUAUUCCGGCGCACCCUCGAAGGAGACGACCCUGCAGCUGCAGCAGGGCUCGCAAGGCACCACCACCACCACCACGACUACGACGACCACCGCCGGCACCACCGCCGGUAUCCAGGAACUUCCGAAUGGCGGUAUCGCCGCUGGUCUCGACGCUGGCCUCGAAUCGGGCGAAGAGGAUGAACCUCCAGAGGCUUUGGACAUGGGCUGGCCCAGCAGCCCGAGGAAAAGGCUAACUUACAUCUUGGUCGCGCCAAUCUUAUUUCCCCUCUGGUUGACGUUACCAGAUACGAGAACACCUAGAGGAAAGAAGUUCUUCCCGAUAACGUUCAUCGGCUCGAUCUUCUGGAUCGCGGCGUACUCGUACCUGAUGGUCUGGUGGGCGAACGUCGCCGGCGACACGGUGGCCAUACCACCGGAAGUGAUGGGCCUGACGUUCCUCGCGGCCGGCACCAGCAUACCGGACCUCAUCACGAGCGUGAUCGUAGCGCGGAAGGGAUACGGCGACAUGGCCGUGUCGAGUUCCGUCGGCAGCAACAUCUUUGAUGUAACCGUUGGGCUUCCGGUCCCGUGGCUCCUGUACGGUUUGAUCUACGGGAAACCCGUGGAGGUGAACUCGGUGGGCAUGGUGUGCAGCAUAGCGAUACUGUUCUGCAUGCUGCUGUUCGUGAUCCUCAGCAUCGCCUGCUUCAGAUGGAAAAUGAACAGGGGCCUCGGCUUCACCAUGUUCAUCCUCUAUUUCGUCUUCGUCACCGUCUCGCUGAUGUUCGAGUAUCAGAUCCUGGUCUGCCCUGUGUAGGACAGCGCGACGGGGCAACGCAGCCGGGGGCGGCCGAGGGGUGGUGGUACCACCAGUUCCUCCUCGAGAGAAGGACACGUCUGGCGGAUACGGACGCACACUUACGGGUCUCGUCAUCAUCAUCGUCAUCGUCGUCGGCGAGUCUCGGCCGACGAGAACUCUUCCCCGCGGUCGCCGUCGCUUCGUGCUGAGGAAGGAACCGUGCCCGUACGUUGUAUCGCCUUUCCGCGCGCGUGAAGGGGUAACUCGAGGGUUGGAACGGCAAUAGCAGCACCGUCACACCAAUCUUAUUCACCGAUCAUCGGUCCACGCACACACACAGCAAUUUUGCGUGCCACGCAAAGGAAUAUUACGGAGCGUUUUGUUCUAGUCACGAGAGCUGUACAUAUUGUAUAAAUAUCUUGAAAUACCUGAAACGAAAUACUCGUCUUGUUAAGGAUUAACCGAGCGCGAGCGCUCCGCUCGAGCGCGCAAUUUAUUUAGGCACGGCGAGCGCGUCAGCCGAUCGUGCCAAGGAUCAAAACGUCAUUUAUUUCGAUACGAUCCCGUCGGAUCCAUCUUUUAAUCUCUCUGACCAUUAUCUUGCUGUUCCGCUUCCUUUGCAUCUAUGCCUUUCUCUGUGCUUCUUAUUAAUUUAUUCCAAGAUUUUAAUUCCGCAGAUUUUAAUCCUUCUCUUUUGAACGGAAUCCACGAAGGGAAAUACGAAAGAUUUGCAGGGGUAUUUUGCAUAACGAUAAUUUAAUGAUGACGUUUCCGUUUCUUGAGUACCAUACUUACGAUCUAUUACCAAGGUAGCAAUAAUGUCAGAUUUAAAAUGCCAGAGUCGCUCUUCGCUGGUGCGCAAAAUGUCCCUGCAGAGCUUCUUGCUUGAGACUUGGCACGCUCACAGCCAGAUAUUAUAUAACGUUAUCUCCUUAGAAGGGCCUGACCGCUCGCCGAUUUUCCUCUAAAUCAGGACUUUCUUCGCCUCUAAUUGUAGAAUAGCGUUAUUAUAUUAUAACAUACUCUGUUGUGCUCAUGGAAUCCCACCUGAUGCCGUUCGGCGGUUUCGUUUCGAUGACGAAACUGUGUCAGCUCGAGGCUGUUACCUACAAGGCGUUUGUUUCAUUUCGGACAAGGCUUUUUGCUCUUUCGUGUGCUAAUCGAAACAACUUGUACUAUAUUAUUAUGCAAAGCAUCUUUUUGCAGCGAGAACCUAUUCGUUCCUCGUUAUUCGUAAUAAAUGUCCUCGUAAUAGUCGUCGCGAAAUCUUAUUGUUUCUUGGUUGCAAAAUUAUGAAAAAGUUUGGUCGAUCAGUAGAACGCGUUCUACUUUUGUCAACGACGCCUGAAAUGAAACUGCUGACCGUCGCAUCGGGGAUUCGCAGCGUACGAUCGGAAAACGGAUGUUGCUGUUAAUACGUGAAUAAGAUAGCGGUGAAGUAGCGAUGAAGGUACUGAAAAGGACAUUGAUUGGCAAUCUGAUCGAUCUGUUCGCCGCUUACGUUGCUUACUUUGCUUUCCUUCGUUUCAAUGAAUCGCUGUCGGCAGGCUCAGGGAAAAAGCUGGGCUAGCUCUCGAGCAAAAUCAAAGAAACUGUGUUCAUCGAUGCGUAGCGUUAAUUUAGCAAGGUAGAGGGCGAUCGUUUGCUUAUGUCAGUUAAACAUUUUCAUUUGAGUGAAGACGGGUUUACGACUGACUCAACUUUUCCCCUUGAAAGAGUUGCUUCGAAUAAUAUUAUAAUAUUUUCACAGCGAAAAUCGCGAGUUCGUAGAAACCCAGAAUGGAUUUAUGUUUAUUGCACGGUCAGCACGAAGUGAAUCCGUCAAUCGAAGAUGCAAGAGAACGUCUCAUUCGCGUAAGACACUCAGAUCCGAUUCCGAGCGUGUCUCUUCUUAAAUACAAUUAUUAUUACUACUACUACUACUACUAUUACUACUAUCGUAAUUGUAAAUCUAUAAGCGAUGCACGCAAAAGAGCAUAUCUUCCUAAGUGCAUAGAGAAAACUUGCAGAUCGCGUAUUCACGUGCGAACCGGUGCAUCGUGCGAGGAUUCUGAGGAUCGUCGAUCAGGGCGCACUCGCUCGUCGACGCACUUUACGCACGGUGCGAAUCCUCGCGCGACAGUUCCAUCGCACAUGGGAAAGUAUCGAGGCACACGCAAGUGUGUGAAAAUGCAAACUUGUGGACCGUGCAACAUCUGUUCCUCUGACCUGGUCGAAGUUGUUGGUCACAGUUCUAUUUCGAGAAAGAGAGAGAGAGAGAGAGAAGCUGGAGAAAUGAACAAGUGUAGAGUCGUGCUCAGAUGUUGCACUUUCCGUAAUAUCUCGUUAGCUUUCUGGUACUAUCCGAGCGGCUUUCUCUUUGCUAAAAAUUCUUUCUCUUUUCAAGUUUUGAAGUUGCACUAUGACACUCUAUUAAGAUACUGUUAGAAGAUAUUAAAUUAUUAUUACGAUUGUUACAUGUACACAAUGAAGAUAAACGGGUAACGGGAUGAACGAGUUCGUACGGGUGUGUAUGCGUGAGAUUGAGAGAGAGAGAGAGAGAGAGAGAGAGAGAGAUGUGGCAGAAUGAGAAAGAGAAGAAAGGGAGGAAUAAAAGUGUGUAUAGUUACGGCGCGCACGGAGUGGGCGAUUUUUAAUCCAAGGAGGCCCGUAUUGUAUAAAGCGUUUGUAAAGGAUAACGUUUUAAGAACAUAGAGAUAAUAGUUAUAAUGUGAUAUCGAUUAUUAUAUUACAUACGAGAGAGAUGAACAAAAUGUUAUUAUACAUACUUUGCAGUGUUUGAGAAGAUACAAAGCAGAGAAGAGUAAUAUUAUAUUCGGUAGCCUGUGAGAGAACGCCUAACUUGGAAGCGGCCUAGCUUUUUAUUGAGCCUACAGCUGACGCAGAGAUCGACCCGAGGAAUCGACGUGAGAAAGAAACAGACCAUAAUUAUACCGUAAAAGUACUCUGUCGACGUUAAUCGUUAGAGCGAACUUUUAGAUUAUCAGAGAACGUAACGUAGAGAGAGAACGCGUGAUAUUCAGUGACGAAACAUAUAUAUGCGGUGAGGAUAUACAUACAUAUAAAACUACCUAUAUAUAAUUAUACAUUAUAUCUCCGUGUGUGUGUGCAUAUAUACAUAUAUAUGUAUGUAUAUAUACGCACACGCGUAUAACAAUGUUACUCGUCGCAUUUUUGUAUGGUCCUGUUGGAAGCGAGGAGGACGAUCCGCGGUCUCGCAGCUUACGCUCCGUCGUGGCGAUACGCUUGCGACACUUAUACGCGUCACAGCAAUUACCGUUCAGCCUUCCGACGUAAUGUCCACCUGUCUCUGAUCCAUUGGAAACCAUAGCCGCGCGCAAUCCGACUCGCGUGCUCGAUUAUCACGGAAAAUCCCGCAUCUCUACGCGUUGCUACUUCGAUUCCUCGCGCGACGAAGAGCGUCGCGAGCCGCUCUUUCGUGCCCUCUGAGAGAGAGAGAGAGAGAGAGAGAGAGAGAGAAAAAGAGAGAAAGAGAGAAAAAGGCUGAGAUCGACCGGUGAGGUAGCGUCUGGGAUUGACGAUAUCAAGAAAGCACGAUACCGGAGCGAGACGGAGGAAACCGGAAACGCCGCGAUACCGCGAAGGAUCCGCGGAAACCUCGGCGCAGUUUCCGCGCGCGUGCUCGCACACACCGUACCGAUAUUCUCCGCUAGACGAUAAUACAUGAGAAACGAUAUGUUUUGUUAGACGCGUACACGUUUCUUCUGUGUGCAACGUAGCAGUUUGGAUGACGAAGAAUAGCCGAAUUGCAACGACAAGCUCGGGAGAAAAGGAUCGUGCAGAUAAUCGUGUAGAUCUUUGCAGGCUUUGAGCGUCACGUCAAGAACAGGAUUUCGCCUGCAUGGCGAUACUGCCAAUGAAUUCUAAAAUCAUUUUUUGCUUUCACUCGAAACUUCAUUUCCCCAUGUGACCAUUCCGAGGCUUUUAUUCGCGCGAAAUGACGAUGAAGAUUUGAAGUGAGUUUGUCUCCACAUUAGAUCUCCGCCCGAUAAGUAUGUCGAUCGAAUCUUGGAAUCCGUGGAGAAAGAAAAACGGAGCAUUCCUUCUUUCAAGGUAAACUUGGAAGCGGGCGCAUCAGACACCAUGGAUAAAAAUUGCUCAGGCGAGAACGGGUGAACUUCCGCUCGGCGUAGAAAUAAUUUAACACUCGAUGCAAACGUCACAGCUUGAGGCAAACCGCGAUCUAUCCCCGAUGGAAUGCGAAGCUGGGUUCCCUCGUGACGUCGAGCGAGAAAAUCGGGAAAACGUGUGUACGAGCUCGCGGGGAAAAAGGAAGUGGGAAACGCUGUGCCGGGGCACGAAAAGGAUUAGUCUGUCAGUCGAGCGAAGCAACGAAAGCGGAUUAGCGGGGGAUCGCGUGAUAAGUCGAAGGUCGAGCCCCCUCACAGGGGGUGGCUCGAAGCGCAACGGUGCUCGUGUAAUUUAUGCCUCGUAAUAUACCGCGAGAGACAAACAUCGGCUCGUUGGUAAGGAGGGAAAAGCCCUAGUUUCGAUCUCGAAACACAGCUCGGAAUCGCCCGACUCGAGAGACUGAUUCCUUCCGCGAUCUAGCCGGAUACGAAGGAUAUGCGUGUGGGGAAACAACCUGCCCGAUAACGCCUCCCUUCUGCCGGAAGGGAUUCUAACGCGGGGAGGUUCGAUCGAAUGUCAAAUGGCAUGUCGUUGACUCAUUCAGUAUUUUAGCGGCUCGAGAGGGGUCCAGUUUCCAUGUAAAUACAUGCUGUAUCGCAGCAUGAAAAGGCAACCGUUUGAUCCGAUCCUUGCGUUGUCGAAUUAUCAGGACGCAAUUGUACGCACGUUAUAUAUUUUAGGCACGUUAUAUAUUUUAUGUAGAGCGUGAAAGAAACGAAAGAAAGAGCAAAAGAAAGAGAGCGAGAGAGAGAGAGAGGGAGGGAGAAGUUAUUUAGAUGCACGUACAUGUACACACAUAACUUUACUUUCGAGGAGUAAACAAUUUUCCUUACUUUCGAUGGGUGAACGCGACGAAACGAAGCGUGUCUUCGAAAAAGGAAAAUUUGCUCGAGUUUGUCCGAGAAAUUUGUUAAAUUAAAUUGCGAUGCAUCGAUGCGGCAACCCCGUCGUUACACGGGGAUAUUUUGGGGAAAAUAGCAUUGAAAAUGAUUGAGGAAGGAAACGAGCUCCCGCCAGUUAGUGCAUUCAACCCGAAACAGUAUGAUCCGAUAGAGACCCUUCUUAAUUUGAGGGCGUCGUAAAGUCUCCCCUAAGAGAGCACACGAUUAUCUUUUUAUAUUGAUAAAACGCUUGAUUUCCCAAAGAUGUGCGGCUUUCGAGACUUUUAUUCGCGUGGCAAAAAAAUGUGAACUUAUUGUUACAAUAUACAUAUAUAUACAUAUAUAUAUAUGUAUAUGUAUAUAUAUAUAUAUAUAUACACACACAUAUAGAGAAUGUCCGUUAGACCCUUUUAUAUUUUUAUGUGAAUGCAAUAUGUUGUACGUUUAGAGAGUUGAUGGUAGCUGUUAUCACCCGUCGCGCGCUCGCAACAAGACGUUUCGGACUAGAUUUUAAGCGAUGUUAAGAUGAGAAUUUUCUUGGUUGGUUUCAUACUUUUUAACGUAGCUUUCGAGAGAACCAUAGGUGAAUUUUUACAUCGUGACGACGACGCGGUCGGCAGGAUAUUAGAGCCGAGCACACGGGACGACGAUCGGUAACGAUCUCACUAAUUCGAAUCUCGGCGAGUUGCUGAGAGAACCGCCACGCAAAUGACAGAAACCGUUCUCGGCAUCGAUCGCACGUGUACGACCAAGAACGUCACUAACUGUUCUUCUGGCAGAAACGAAAUAUGAUAUAUAAUCGUUACGAUAUUCGGAUACCAAAUAACGCGGGAAUAACGGAGUAAAAAGGGACACAAAACGCACGCUGUGAAAAGAAUCGAAUAUGAUCGAACGCUUCGAGUAUUUUCUUGGCAUUGACAAAGCGCGAACGCACAUAUCAAAGAGAGAAAUGUUGAAUAUAUAAUAUAAUAAUAAUAAUAAUAAUAAUUGAUUACUCAGUAGUAUUAUUAGUGACUUAAGUCGCGUAAAAGAUAAUUAGAUCGCGAGGUUUACGAGCGUUAUAAAGUUUAAGAUUACAGAUUAUAUAUAUAUAUAUAUAUAUAUAUAUAUAUAUGUACUAUAUUGUUCGAGAGAGUCUCAUAAGCUGGAUCGUCGAUCGAUUGUGCGAUAUGCUGAAUCGCACGACUCGAGCAAGGGCUUGAUGCACUUUUUCGCGACUACGGGCGAUCAGCGUAUUCGACACUAACGUAACAUUACUCAGAAGGAUCUCGCGUUUACGUCGGGCUUUUCUUUUGAUAUAUAUUUCAUUAUCGCCAUCUUAACGCGUCGCAUAUGUAAGGUUGUACCCCCGUCCAUCGCCGCAGCAGUAGAUUUACGGGAUACGACGCGUAGUUAAAUCACUACUUACGAGAGUAAUUAAGUCACCGCAGAGUGCUAGGAAGACGCAGAGCGAAGCGAGGAGAAAUAUAAAUAUAUAUACAUACAUACACACACAUAACACAACACACACACACACAAUAUAAAUAUAUAAAUAUGCAAAUAUACGUAUAAAUAUGUAAAGUAUCUAACGUUGUAUACGUUCACGUCGACAAUUUCGAGUUCGAAACAUUUUUAUUACGAUAACAGUUUAGUUUCUCUUGAUGUUCGUAAGAUACGUCUUCGAUGCGUUAUUUAAGAUCGGGGCCGUGACACGACGAUCGUUGUACGCGUAACGAGCGUACAACGACGUUCUGGACGAAAUCGCUUUUUGCGUGACGGCACUCAUAUAUAUAUAAUUUCGCUACUCCUUGCAGUCUCGCGGAUUAUGGGGAAAUAAUUUACUGGAGUAGAGGCAAUAGAGAAUGCGGUACGGACGCAUCAAUGACCACGUUCCAAAGUUCGCGCGGGACGAAUCUCAGCUUAAUUAAAAUUAGAGAUCGCGUAACCAAGAGUACGAGAGUACGAGAGAGAGAGAGAGAAAGUCUAGCGUCUAAAAAACGGGACUUUACCGCAAGCAGAAAAGAAAAAAGUCAUAACCGACGAAGGAAGUACCCUCGACAAAAGAGAAAAAAAAAAGAAGAAAAGACACGCUGAUGGUGAAAAGAUAAAAGUCGAUCGCCGGUGGAGUCAGCGUCGAGAGAGUUCAGGUCACUCGUGCGCCAAACGACGUACGUGACGACUUCGACCUGACGUUCGUGUUCGAAGACGGGGACGAGGAGGAUGACGAGCGAGGAUCAUCCAGGAGAAGGAUCAUCGAUAACGAUCGACGCCUUAAUGAUCAACGAUUUCCGCGUGUCCGAGAAGGAGAAACGGACGCGGACCAGUCGGACCGAAUUACGGCGCUGGCGCCAACGAGCACGACACCGCGUGUGCAAUAAAGUGCGGAAUAUAUAUAUGUAUACAUAACAAUAUUAAUAUCAUUAUAUACAACAUUUUUACAGCAUAUACGGAUACGAAAGUAGAACAAAUGAAGAUUUAAAAAAAAAACCCAGAGAAACCCAGAAGUUUUAGGAUAAUGAUUACUUGUUGUUGUCUACCAUAGCGCCGUAGCAUCAAUAGGUAAGGCAUUAGCUCGUUAGCUCUAUUCGAAGAAUGCGUGUAAGGCAUGAGAGAAUGGCAUCUUGAAGCAUCACUCGAGGAUGUGAGAAAGGGUGUGUGAGAGAGAGACGGGGUGAGGAAGCGAGAGCGAGAGAGAAAGAGAGAGAGAGACGAACGAGUGAUUGAGAUGAGAGCGAGUGAUCGAAUAUAUAAAAUACACACUAAUUAUUACCUAAUUGCAAAUAUAUAUAUAUAUAUAUAUAUAUUCACAUAUUAUAUGUUCUGUACAUAUAUCCAUAUGUGUAUAUAUAUACAUACUUUCUCGCGAGGGAAAGCUAGUUAUUACACUUAACGAGAAUCAGUGAUUGAUAUUAUAUACUGAAUCUAUACAUACACUUUUAAAAACGUGUGCCUAUGUGCGCACGUGCGUACGUGCGCGUACGUGCGCGUACGCGCGGACACUUUCUUUCGUCCCCGCACCCUCGCGGCGGUCACGCAAUCCCCUCAAUCCCCGUUCCUUCUUCUCCACCUUCUCAUCCCGCAGUCUGCCUCUCUCGCCACCUCAGCCAACUCGUCACACGCACUUGCGCACAUAUCCAUUACGCAUUACCGUAGCUACGUUGUGUAGGGAUGUCUUUAAUGAGUAAGCUACGAUUUCUCAUAUGUUACAUGUUGUACGAAAGAGAAAAACCAAAAAAAGCAAACCACAUACGCGGAAUGGGAAUCUCGAGGAACGACGAAACGUAUACUUCUUCCGGUCAGUUGCAGGAUUGUCCAAUUAAGCUGCACGCCGCGGUACGCGCGCGAGCGUCUGAUUAAACGAGCGGGCGAGGGAUAAAGAGGAAAAUUACGCGCGUAUACUUUGUACAUUUGUCGCCACACACACACACACACAUACACACAAUGCAACUUACUGAUUCGUCAAUCGCGACGCUUCCUCACGAUCUUUUCGCAAUUCGAUUCGGAUGUUCUUUUCGUUUUCCGCUUUCGUCACGAGAGAAGCCACGGCGGUGAACGAGCAGGAACACGUCAUCAUUGUCAAUCAUUGUUUGAUGUUGCUUUACGAUACACGUCGUUUUCAUCGAGGCAUAAGGGAGGAGGGAAACGUAUGUAUGGCGUACGGCUUGUCGCGGAUUCACGUCGCUCUUUGCACGCUACCACCUCAUUCCUUCAUCCUUGCCAUCCCCGGCGAUACGUUCCUACGGUAGAAUUGAGGUAGAACAGAGAAAAUUUCCACUUACGCGCUUACUUUUCGCCGGAGAUCCCCGCACGUCUUCCGGACGCGCGUGGCUCUCCCGUUCGGUCCCGUUAUAAAUGACCUCGAGUGGCAGCGGUACUUUGCAUGAUCAAAUCUGAUUCCCACGGGGGUGUAUGUACGCACCUUCGCUCACGUCACCCUCUUUUAUCCGAACCUGUAAACGUGUAACAUCGUGUAACAAUAGGAAGGUACCUGGAGCGAU